UCGGCACAACAAUACUUUGACGAAGGGAAUGAAUUCUUUGCUGACCAAAAGUACGACGAAGCCGUGAAAAGCUUUGUUGCCGCUAUUAAUCAAAAUCCAAAUGACUAUUUAUAUUAUUUUAAACGUGCUUUAACGUACUUGGCUUUAGAAAGAAGUUCCUCUGCCCUUCAGGACUUUACUACAAUAUUAAAAUUGAAGCCUGAUUUUGACAAAGCACUGUUACAACGUGCUAAAAUAUAUAUAAAGGAAGGAUCGUUAAGUGAAGCUAAAGCCGAUUUGCAACAAUACCUACAAAAAAACGAACAAGAUAUUGAAGGUCAAAAAUUGCUUGUAUCAGUUAAUUCAGCAGAGACUCAUAUAAAUACAGCUGAAGAGGCUAUUAAGUCUGAGAGUCAUGAAGCGUGUAUAGAAAACAUUUUCAAGGCGAUAAAAAUUUCUCCACAUUCUCCACGUCUAAGGUUAACUAGAGCACAAUGCCAUUUAGCAAAGGGAGAAGUGGAAGAGGGGGUUCGGGACUUGUCUCUUAAACAAUGCCUUCGUUAUGAUCCCGAGCACAAAGCAUGUAAAACACUUCAUAGAUUUAUUAAAAAGAUUGAAAAAGCAGUGGAUAGAGUUAAUAAUGAUAUUGAGGGACACAGAUGGAAGAAAGCAAUAAGUAAGUUGUUAGAACCACCAAAUGAAGGCCUUAUAAAUGAAAUUGAAGAAGAACUUCAGAAUUUGAACGAAGGUCGUCAACGAAAUGAAUUGUUAGCAAAAUUAUACGGAUGGACAUGUAAAGCAUAUAAAGAGUUAAGAGAAUAUAAAAAAGCGUUGAAAUGGUGUGGUAACACUUUGAAGCUAGAUGAAAAUAAUGUAGAAGCACUGAUUAAUCGGGCUGAAGUAUUAAUAGAAGAAGAAGAUUAUGAAGCAGCAUUAAAUGAUUACAAAAAAGCUCAUGAUUUGACGCAAGGACUUGACAAUCGUAUUAAACAAGGCUAUUUAAAAGCUGAUCGUAUGCUCAAACAGUCUAAGAAGAAAGAUUAUUACAAAAUUUUAGGUGUUUCAAGGAAAGCGGAUAAGAAAGAAAUCAAAAGAGCAUAUCGAAAAUUGGCACAAGAAUGGCAUCCUGACAAAUACAAAGGUGAUUUAUCUCCGGAUCAAGUUGCCGUUAAAAUGAGUGCUAUAAAUGAAGCUUAUGAACUCUUGAGUGAUGAUGAAUUACGAGCGAGAUUUGAUAAUGGUGAAGAUCCAAACGAUCCAAACAGUGGUGGCUCACCGUUCUUCUAUUCUGACAAUAAUCCAUUUAUGCAGCAAUUUGGCGGUUUUCCAUUUACUGGUUUUCCGUUUAGUAGUGGCGAAAGCAAACAUAAUGUAAUUUUGAAAGUUCAAACUACUAAUGAUACUAAACCAGAUAUGAUGGUGGCAAAGGCAUUAAAUGAUCUGAUCACGGAAGUUGGAUACCUUAAACAAAAAUUUGUGGAAGAACUUGGUCGUGCAAGAGCACUUGUAAUACCCAGAGAACAGAAACCGAUGGAAGAACAAACACCGUUAGGUAUACCCUCGGCCAGAGACAAUAUUCCUAUUGGAAAUACUGGUGUGG
Molecule: messenger RNA, 1579 nt
Organism: Racocetra fulgida
Lineage: Eukaryota; Fungi; Glomeromycota; Glomeromycetes; Diversisporales; Gigasporaceae
Source: the annotation of a GenBank genome assembly